Messenger RNA from Auxenochlorella protothecoides, 3603 nucleotides. RefSeq names its product Branchpoint-bridging protein. The transcript has 21 exons. NCBI's taxonomy places the organism in Eukaryota, Viridiplantae, Chlorophyta, Trebouxiophyceae, Chlorellales, Chlorellaceae. Gene Ontology annotation, molecular function: zinc ion binding; RNA binding; kinase activity. The record is from RefSeq and is a predicted model, not a curated record. The coding region runs from base 1 to 3603 and encodes 1200 amino acids.
AUGGGACAGGGGCCGGUCCCGGACCGAGUGAUGGCGGAGCACAGGAAGCCACCCCGCCGUCCAUGCAUGGCGCUGAAGGCGCUGAAGGCCUCCGUGGCAGGUAAGCGACGCCACGUCUGGGGCCGCAUUCCUGGUCAGGAGAACACAAGCACAGGGGACGCCUCCACGAAAAAGCGCAAGAGGCGCAGUAGGUGGGGAGAGAAAGAGGAAACCAACGACGAGAAGGCCAUCAUGCUCAUGCCCAAUGAAAUUGUGCUCAGCAAUGGCAUGAAGGUGUACCUCCCGCCCUCUGUGACUGGACGCUCCCCCACUGGCGACCCAGAGGUCCUGGUUUUCCACCAGCAGCUCAACGCCCUGAACAAGAAGAUCUCAGAGGGCGAAAUCGACAUCCCUCCAGAGGGAGAGCGGUCACCCUCUCCCCCCCCAACGUAUGAUGCCAUGGGCAUCCGGCUCAACACGCGUGAAGUCAGGUACCGCGAGAAGAUGCAGCGCAAGCGUAACGAGCUGAUCGAGACCCUGAUCGCGCGGGAUCCCACCUACCGCCCCCCCAGCGACUAUCGACCGGAGAAGAAGUGGUGCAAGCUGAGCAUCCCACACCGCCAAUACCCUGGCUACAAUUUCAUCGGGCUCAUCAUUGGGCCCCGUGGCAACACUCAGCAGCGGAUGCAGGCAGAGACCAACACCAAGAUCGCCAUCAGGGGGCGUGGCUCGAUCAAGGAUGGCACGGCUCGCGACUCCAAAGGGGCUGCUGGUGAGGACGAGGACCUACACGUUAUGAUCACCGGAGACCGGCAGGAGGACGUGGAUGCUGCACGGAGGCUGGUGGAGAGGCUCCUAAAGCCCCUGGACGAGGAGAUGAACGAGCACAAGCGCAUCCAGCUUCGGGAGCUGGCGGCGAUGAACGGCACCCUCAAGGACACAGAGUACUGUACCAACUGCGCAGAGCCAGGUCACAACGCCGACAACUGCCCCAAGUCUGCCCUGGACGUGUUCCGCCUGCCCGACCAGAUUGCCGCCCGUGUGGAGGAGCAGUAUGCGCGGGACGUGGCUCGCAUGAACCCUGGCGAGUCUGGCAAGAUGGAGCAGGAGUUCAGCUCCUUCCUGGCGGAGCUGGGCGGCACCGACCCGCGCGCCAUGCCCUCGGGGGGCGCCGGCUUCGGCGGCGGUCCGUCCUCCAGGGCGGGCCUGGGCUCUCGCUCCCGCCCCGGGGACGAUCUGCCAGACUCCUGCAAGCUAUACAUCGGCAACCUGUCCAAGAGCAUGACGGAGGACGUGCUGCGAGAUCUGUUCAGUGUGCAUGGCAACGUGCUCCAUGCCGCCGUGCCACGAGACAUGGCAACAGGCCUGGCACGGGGGUUUGGCUUCAUCACCUUCCCCGACGACGCCACCGCCGCGGCGGCGAGGAGGGCCAUGGACGGACACCUGGUGGACGAUCUGCCCCUGAUCGUGAGGAUGAAGGGCGAGCCCAGCUCCGGCCCCGCCUUCCCCAUGCGCAGAGGUGGUGGCCCCUCCCGCCCCGACGACGACCUGCCGCCGGAGAACAAGCUGUAUGUCGGCUCGCUGCCCCCCAGCAUCGACGACGCCGCUCUCCAGCGGGAAUUCGAGCGCUUCGGCCCCAUCGCCUCCUGCCGCGUGAUCUACGACCGCGACACCAACCGCCCGCGCGGCUACGCCUUUGUGAACUUUGUGGACACGGAGGCGGCGCGGGCCGCGCUGUUCAACAUGAAUGGCUUCACAGGCUUCGAGGGGGGGAGGCCCAUCAACGUCAAGAUCUCCGGGCAGUCCGGGGGGCCGGGAGACCCAUACCAUGGCCAGUACGGCGCCGCCCCGCCUCCCCCGCCUGCUGCUGCGCCGACGCCCGCCGACCUCUACCCCGGCGCGUACGCGCCGGGGCCCGCCCAGUACCAGUACGCUGCGGCGCCGGCGGAGGAGGCACCGCCGCCGCCGCCACCCCCGGCACCCGCACUCCCCGCGCCCGAGGGUGGCAGCGUGCCGGCCCCCACGCCAGCACCCGUGGAGAGCGAGUACGAGCGCUUCAUGGCCGAAAUACCCACAUCCCCCCUCCCCUCCCCGGUGAUGCUGCGGGGCCCCUCGCCCACCAGCGUCUCCGACAAGACGUCCAGGACAGAUGAGGAGGGCUUUCCCGUGCUGGUGGAUGGCGCCCUUGCCAGGGUUCACCUCGACCUGCAGGCGGAGGUGCUGAGCUGGACACUCGAGCUGGGGGGGCCCCUGUGCUGUGCUCCGGGCCAGCGCUCUACCUCCCUGCCCGUCACCGAGAUCCUGGCGGUGGAGAUGCAGGCGGCCCGCAUGCGCAGGGCCCAUGCGCUGGUCAUCUACACCUUCCAGCGGUCUCCCUCCAACCCCUCCUGCUGGCACCCCCGCCAAGUCACGUUCACCUCCCCGAAUGAGGCCGUCCUGCGCGCGUGGGAGGCGGCGGUGCGGAGCCUGCUGCAGCGCCAGGCGCACCGCCCCCGCCACCUCCUUGUCAUAGUCAACCCGUACGGCGGCUCGCGCCUGGCCCGCGCCACCUGGGCCACCACCGUGCGCCCCGUGCUGGCCAAGGCCGGCGUGCGGUGCACGACUCUGGAAAGCGCGGCGCGAGGCCACGCCGCCGACCUGGUGCGCCGGCACCUGGAGGCCCUGGAGGCGGGGCCCCACGAUCCCGGGCCGCCCGUGGAUGGCCUGCUGGCCGUGGGCGGCGACGGCCUCUUCCACGAAAUGGUCAACGCGCUGCUGGCGGCGCGCCUGGCGGCGGGGGGGCGGUCGCGACGCCUGGCCGCGCUGCGCCUCGGCCAUGUCCCCGCGGGCUCCACCGACGCAGUGGCGUGCACGCUGAACGGCACCCGCUCGGCCUUCACCGCGGCGAUGCACGUCGCUCUGGGCGACCAGGUGCCCCUCGACGUCCUGCGCAUCGACACCGCGCAGCCGCACACCGAGUUUGCGGUGUGCAUGGCCAGCUACGGCUUCAUGGGCGACCUGAUGGCCGAGUCGGAGGGCCUGCGCUGGCUGGGGCCGCUGCGGUACGAGGUGGUGGGCGCGCGCAUGCUGGCCGCCAACCGCUCCUACCGGGCCAGGCUGUCCUACCUGCCACCCCCGCGCGAGGCCCAGCCCAGCUUCACGCGGGCCUGCAGGGCGGGGUGCGAUGCCUGCCGCGCGGGCUCGCAUCCCGCGCCGGGCGACGCCGAGCUGGGGCGGCCGGCCACCGUGCUCUGGCAGACACGGCGGUCAGAGUGGGUCACACUGGAGGAGGAGGAGUUUGCUGGGUUCAUGAUGGUGGUCAUGCCCUGCCGCAGCGACAAGUCAAAAAACGGCGUCGCCAAGUAUGGCCACCUGAGCGACGGCAAGCUCCACCUGGUGGUGAUCAAGCGCUGCAGUCGCCUGAUGUACCUCCGCUUCCUCCUGCGCAUGGCGCACAUCGGGCUGGAGGCUGGGGGCGACCACGGCGAUUACAUAAAGGUCAUCCCUGCCCUCGCCGUCCGCAUCGAGCCGAUCGGCAAGGAAAGCCAGUGGAACGUUGAUGGCGAGCUCCUGCCCAGCAGCAUUUUCACUGCACAGCUGCAUCGCGGGGCGGUAGACGUUUUUGCCAGAGGCGUGGACGGCUGA